CAGACGACGCCGCCACCGUCUGGUGACAGUUACGAUGUUUCCUGCGUUUACCAGGAUCUGUGUGUGUUCAAUGCUUCUGUUUGUUUCUACAGCUGGAGCUGUAAAAGAAUUUCAGACAUUGGAUCACCUUAAACCAAAAGCCACACCAGAGACACAAGCUGCUGCUGCACAGGCUCUAAUUGGUCGCAUUGUCGGGAAGAGAGCAAGUGAAUUCAAAGCAGCCAUAUCAUCUACAUUAGGACCAAAAAAUAGAGACACUUUUCAGAUUACCACAUCUGGAUCCUAUGUCAACAUCACUGGGACUACAGGAGUGGCAGUUGCCAUGGGCCUGUAUUACUACUUAACCAAUUACUGUGGGUGUCAGUACACGUGGGCGGGACAACAGAUGAACAUUCCAUCCUCUCUGCCUAAGGUCCCAGCCCCGGGAAUAAAAGUGACUACAAAUGAUAGGUUCCGGUAUUAUCAGAAUGUGUGUACGGUGGAUUACUCAUUUGUAUGGUAUAACUGGACAGACUGGCAACAACAGUUAGACUGGAUGGCUUUACAUGGCAUCAACAUGCCUUUAGCCUUCACCGGACAGGAGGCUAUAUUUCAGCGGAUCUACAUGAGAAUGGGAUUCACAAUGUACGACAUACAGAGACAUUUUGGUGGUCCAGCCUUUCUUGCCUGGUCCAGAAUGGGUAACAUGCAUGGAUGGGGUGGACCACUACCUCAGUCAUGGAUUGACCAACAGUUGGUCCUACAACACAAGAUUCUUGACCGGGCGAGAGAGCUGGGAAUGAUUCCAGUAUUACCUGGCUUUGCUGGACAUGUCCCUGAGGCAAUAACAUGGCUAUUUCCUGAGUCCAAUGUUUCUAGAUUGCCAGACUGGGCAGGGUUCAACGGAACCUAUUGUUGCAACCUUCUGUUGGACUUUGAUGACCCACUUUUCAAACAGAUUGGUGUGCAGUUCCUUAAAGAGAUGAUUGAUGAGUUUGGGACUGACCACAUCUACAAUAUUGACACCUUCAAUGAGAUGGACCCUAAAUCAAAUGCCCCAGAAUACUUAGCUAAAGCUUCCCGCACCAUUUAUGAAGCUGUCACAGAGGCUGAUCCACAGGGAAUAUGGCUAAUGCAGGGAUGGCUGUUUCAAGCGGAAUAUUUCUGGAAACCUACCCAAAUAAAGGCUUACCUGACAGGUGUUCCAACUGGUAAAAUGAUUGUCUUGGAUCUGUACUCUGAAAUUGCUCCAAUUUUUUCGAACACGGAAUCUUAUUAUGGCCAGCCGUUUAUUUGGUGUAUGUUACACAAUUUCGGAGGAACGUCAGAGAUGUAUGGAGCAUUUCUAAAUAUCAAUAAUGGUCCAUUUGAUGGUCGAGCUUUUCCUAAUAGCACCUUGGUUGGUAUUGGAAUCACCCCAGAGGGCAUAUAUCAGAAUGAAGUAAUUUACGAAUUCUUUGCUGAAAACACAUGGAGAACUAAACCUAGAGAUGUAGCAAAAUGGGUGUCAGAUUAUGCAACCAGAAGAUAUGGAAAAUAUGACAAAUAUGUGGACCUUGCCUGGCACUAUCUCAAGAUGAGUAUUUACAACUGCUCUGAUGGUCACCAUGACAACAAUAUUGACAUUAUUCCAACGGUCAGACCACGGCUUACUCCCAUGAUACAUCAGGAUAUAUGGUAUGAGCCAGAGGAUCUUUAUGUAGCUUGGGACAUCCUGGUAGUGGCAGCUGAUCAGUACAUAAAUAAUACCUUGUAUAUGUAUGAUUUAGUGGAUGUGACACGAAACAGCCUCCAGAUUCUCUCCCUAAGUUACUACCAGGAUUUGGUGAAUGCCUUCAAGGGAAAAGACCUUCCUACUGUCACGACUUUAGGAGAUAAAUUGUUGGGACUCCUGAAGGAUAUGGAUACAGUCCUUGCCUCUGAUCGUCAUUUCCUAAUGGGGCGCUGGAUUGCAGCAGCCCAGGCCAAGUCUACAAAUAUAAAUGAACGCUUUUUAUAUGAGUACAAUGCACGUAACCAGGUGACACUCUGGGGACCACGAGGGGAGAUCCUUGAUUAUGCUUGUAAGCAGUGGGCAGGUUUGAUUGAAGGAUAUUACCGUCCUCGCUGGGAACUGUUUAUCGAUAACCUAAAGGGAUGCCUAAAUAACAAAACAGACUUCAAUCAAGGUGUAUAUGAUGAAGACGUGCUGAACCAGGUGGAGAUACCUUUCACCUUAGACCUUACUCCUAUGGCAACAGAACCCAAAGGUGACUCGCUAGCAAUCGUCAAAGACAUCCACAUGAGGUAUCGGCCUGACGCUAGCUUUUCAACUCUAAAGCGCCUUAAAAAGAAAUCCUCAAAAGUCGACAAACGUGAUUGGAUAGAGAGAAAAUAUGGCCAUCAAAUUGCACCACAGUACAAAGACUUUAAAAACGAUUUUGACUCCAAGUUAAAGAGAAAGAGUGUGUAUGGUUAAAUUCAUCAUUUAUCGUGGAUAUGUUAAUGAUAAAGAUAUUUGAAUUUUUCUCUUUAAAAAAAAGUUCAAAUAUUCAGAGGUGAAUGAUGACAUUUAUAAUAUUAUGAAAAGCAUUCUGUGUUACAAUCAAGUAUUUUAAAUCAUUGUUAAAUCUAUGUCUUGAAGCAGAUGAAAGAUGUUAAAUUUCAUUUUUAAAUGUCUAGUAGUUGGAAAUAACAUUAUGAAGAUCAAAUGGUAUUAUGUUAGAUUCCCAUGAUAUUGAUUGAUUGGAGUAUGAGAUUCUCAAAGACCAUUUAUUUUUUUCAUGGAAAGAUUACAUAGAAAAUAUUUAUAAAAUGCUACAUAUCAACAGAAAAUGUUCGUUUUUAGGGAGGACAAAGUUUUUAAUAAGCAAUUAGUCCUAAAAAAGGAAUUAAAAAUCAACAUAUAUCUUGGUUGGUAUCCAUCAAAAUAAAAUGUGGCAGGAAUCUUUCAUAAGAAAUCAAAGGAUGGAACAGCAACGUCAAGAUUGUGUGGUUAAUUAUGUUUCAAUAUAACAGCUAGCUAGACUAGUCCUCAUUAGAACAUUGAUAUACAUUGUAUAUUUUGUAGAAACUUUUGAUAUGGAUUCUACCAGCAUUAUUCUCCAUUACCCCUAGAGAGGUUACCAAACCCCAAAAAAUUCUGAAAUUCAUGAUUUGUACCCCCAGUUUUCAAGCACUCUUCUGUAUAUAGAUACAUAGUUAGAGUUACAGUGUACCCCCAGUAUCAAACGACAAAGGGGGAAUGCUGGCAAGUCAAAUAUAGCAUGUGUAACCAUAUUUUCUAACUAAACAAGCUUAUAGCAUUUUCUGAGAAAUCAAGAAGGGAAUUAUUAAGUUAACUUAAAUAUUAAAAUUUUCCAGUAAACUGAUGCAUGCUUGUUUCAUACUAAAUUUUGAAUUUGUUUGAUGAAUUAAAAGUACGUGACCUCAUGUAUAACAACUUCUGGUUCCGUGCUUUAUAGUAAAUGAAAUCAUUAUGAAACUAAUAUGGUUUUAGUCUUGAAGGAUUUUUUUUUCAAGUUACAAAAUCAUGUAUACUAUAUACCUAGUCAUCAGUUUGUACAUAAUUAAUGUUAUUUUCAAUUUCACAAACAAUAGAAUAUUAGUACUGAAACUGAACUUUAUAAUGUAUGUGUAUCAUUGUAAGAUGAUCAUUUGGGACAAAAUCUGCUAGCUAUUUAAUACACUCAUGUCUAUGUCAUGCAAAUAUUUGGUAUUUCCUUAAACAGUGUUCGCACUUGCAUUUUGAAACUAGGGGUACACUAUAUCCCUGGCUAUGUAUUUACACAGAAGAGUGCUUAAAAACUGAGGGUAAAAGUCCUGAAUUUCACCAAAUGUUUGGGUUUUGUAUCUUCAUUGUAGUGGGGAACAAUUCCUAAAAUAGCAAUUUUAGAAAUAUGUAAAAUGUUAUAUAAAUUUUAUAUUGAAAGAUUGAAGAAGUUCCAUUUCAUCACAAAACGAGGCAGCAUUAAAGAUAUGAACAGAUUUUAAAAGUAUUUAAUAGUUAACACUUCUGCUGUAUCAUAGUGAAAAUAUUCCUUAGUGGUAGUUCUAUUGUACAACUAGAUUGUGGUGUGGUUUAUCAAUUUUCGACUCUAAAAUCUAUUUAUUGAUAUGAUGUAUCUGUAACAGUAAGAUGUAUCAUUCUAUUUUCUGACAUGUAUACAAGUACCAUGCAUAUCUAUUUUUUACACUAUAAACUGUUUUGUGAGUUUUAGAUUAAAUAUUUUCUAUUGUUUUUGUAUUUCUAACAUUUCUACCUGAUACCUCAAUAUCAAAUUUAACUAUAUUUAUAAUUUUGAAUUGAUCAUGUUCUAGGUAAA
Molecule: messenger RNA, 4283 nt
Organism: Ylistrum balloti
Lineage: Eukaryota; Metazoa; Mollusca; Bivalvia; Pectinida; Pectinidae
Product: alpha-N-acetylglucosaminidase-like
Exons: 23
Coding region: 35-2437 (800 amino acids)
Source: RefSeq, a predicted model, not a curated record